CAGCCUCCCUCUGCCUCUCCUCAUCCGACCAGUGUCUCUCCUCCACUCAGUCAUCUCUUAAACCAUUAAACAACCACAGAGGACGAUCAGCCUUUCACCUCGCUACAGAAUGCCUUUCGGAGGAGGAAACAAGUGCGGCUGCUGCCAGAAAACCGUCUACUUCGCCGAGGAAGUGCAGUGUGAGGGGAAGAGCUGGCAUAAAACCUGUUUUCUGUGCAUGGUCUGUAAGAAGAACUUAGACAGCACCACAGUGGCCGUCCAUGUGGAUGAGAUCUACUGCAAAUCGUGCUAUGGCAAGAAAUACGGGCCAAAAGGCUACGGCUUCGGAGGUGGAGCCGGCACUCUGAGUAUGGACACAGGAGAGGGACUGGGAAUAAAGCCUGAAGUACAAGCUCCUUUUCGCCCUACAAACAACCCCAACGCCUCAAAGUUCGCCCAGAAACCAGGAGGCUCAGAUGUGUGUCCCCGAUGCGAGAAAACAGUGUACGCAGCCGAGAAGAUUGUCGGAGGAGGCAAUUCCUGGCAUAAAGGCUGCUUUCGAUGCGCCAAGUGUGGAAAAGGACUCGAGUCCACGACGGUCGCUGAUAGAGACGGGGAGAUCUUCUGUAAAGGCUGCUACGCAAAGAACUUCGGCCCCAAAGGGUUCGGCUUCGGUCAGGGUGCAGGAGCUCUGGCUCAUUCCCAGUGAAGCCUGAAGCCUCGGCCCACCUGGGACCGACAUCGCUCUGAUAGCAGCGCUUCCAGGAUCCUUCAGUCGAUAUAUCCAGCCUAUUUUACUCUGCCCGUUCACUCCAGCUAAAGGCAAAGAGGAAUGAAAGACGCUCACAAUGCACAGCUUUUUGUACGAGUUCACAAGAGUAGAUUUUGCUUUUUGUGUUGCAUUUUAUUCUGGAUUAUGAGGUCCUAGUUUUUGACUGCUUGAAAAACAAGAUAUCAUGCUAAAUAUUUUAAAACACACUAAAUUCUAAUGCUGUGUUUGGAUGUGCACGUUGUAUGUGAUUUAAAAAGAAAACAAAUUAAACUGGUUGCAAUACGAAAGAGACACUUCCACUGUAAUAACAGAAUGAAGUUUGGCAAAUGUCCUGACUCACCAAAAGAACAGUCCUGCAAAAUGUAACAAUCUAACUCUACCUAAAAAAGUAUAUAAAAGAUGAUACACUGUAAUAACAGAAUGAAGUUUGGCAAAUGUUGAGUUUGAUUAACAUCUGAAUCAGUGUAUGUGUGUGAGCAAGAACAAAAUAAGAUCAAGAUGUUUCAAGACUGACAGCUGCAAAAAAAACAAGCUCCCAUAAUGCUUCAGGUACACUCAAGAUAAAGCUCUCCUUUAUGCCUUACUGUCUUUAGAUGGGCUUUAUUGCUAAGACAUUAAUUAAAUAUCAGGCAACCUAAAAACACAAACAAACAAUGGAUUUUUUCUUAUUCCCUGUGAUGCAAAGUUUGGCAUGCACAAAUGUCACUCUGGUUUGAUGAAAUCAUCCUGUUUGUUUUUGUGGUGUUGGGUGUGCUUGUUAUUCGUUCUGAUCAUCAUCAAACAGAGCAAAAUGCCAGUUUUUGUGGUGAACAAUGGAGUCGUAGUGCUCAGGCCCGUCUCUGCCUGCUCCGAGGAGUUGGCACACUGACCAAAGCCCCAGGCAGCUGUUUGUUAGUGUGAGUCACUACAGGUCUGAAAUCACUAGGGAUCUGUUCCAGAGUGCUCAUUUGUUUACAUUUAUAAUAAGUGGAACAAAAAAUGUAUUUAAUCUCCCUCUCUCUGACAUUAUAGGCAUUUUAAAAUUAGAUUUAUUUUUGCUUUAAAUUUCCUGCAAAAAUACCGGGACAUGGUUUCCUUCAGUCCACCAGAGGCCAUUUGUUAAAAUUAGCUCCACCUUUACCAGCUGCAGCAUUAAAGUGAUGAACACCACAGGCUCCUUUGAGAUGAGCCGAGUCUCGCCUGGAAAGUGGACGACAUCAGACAUCGGCAGCAGGAGGGGUUAGCUGCCGUCAAGUCAGACAGUUUCUAGCAGACUUCAAAGAAUACACAGGAAGUCACAGUAAUAGCUGCAUGCUGUUAGAUCCAAUCUGUAAGAUACUUGUAGUUUGCAUUAUAUAUAUACGUGAAAAUGUAUCUGGCAUUGUAUUGAUUCUUUCCUUUGUUCUUUUAUGUCUGCCUCGUAAAACAAUCUGGUGCUCGUUUUGACAAGAUGUGUUUUUAGA
Messenger RNA from Anoplopoma fimbria (sablefish), 2193 nucleotides. It is a transcript of the gene csrp1b, whose product is annotated as cysteine and glycine-rich protein 1b. Gene Ontology annotation, cellular component: Z disc; cytoplasm; nucleus. The transcript has 6 exons. Lineage: Eukaryota; Metazoa; Chordata; Actinopteri; Perciformes; Anoplopomatidae. Gene Ontology annotation, biological process: muscle tissue development; sarcomere organization. The record is from RefSeq and is a predicted model, not a curated record. Bases 110 to 688 code for a protein of 192 amino acids. Gene Ontology annotation, molecular function: actinin binding; structural constituent of muscle.